Messenger RNA from Phacochoerus africanus (Common warthog), 2850 nucleotides. RefSeq names its product calcium-activated chloride channel regulator 4-like. Lineage: Eukaryota; Metazoa; Chordata; Mammalia; Artiodactyla; Suidae. The coding region runs from base 32 to 2821 and encodes 929 amino acids. The record is from RefSeq and is a predicted model, not a curated record. Gene Ontology annotation, biological process: chloride transport. The transcript has 14 exons. Gene Ontology annotation, molecular function: intracellularly calcium-gated chloride channel activity.
AGCCCUGGGCCAGAACGACUCAAGAGGGAGGAUGGGUUUCUUCAGCUCUGUCCUCCUCUUGGUCCUACACCUGCUGCAAGGGUCCAGAACUUCCUUGGUUCAGCUGAACGCCAAUGGCUACGAGGGCGUCCUCAUUGCUAUAGACCCUGCUGUGCCAGAAGAUGAAACACUCAUCACAGAGAUAAAGGACAUGGUGACUGCUGCAUCUACAUACCUGUUUGAAGCCACAGAAAAAAGAUUCUUUUUCAAAAAUGUAUCAAUAUUAAUUCCAGAGAGCUGGAAGAACAUCACACAAUACAAGAGGCCCAAACAGGAAAGCUACAAACACGCUGAUGUCAUCGUUGCACCACCGACCGUCCCAGGUAGAGACGAGCCGUAUACCAAGCAGUUCACCGAGUGUGGAGAGAAAGCAGAAUACAUCCAUUUCACCCCCGACUUUGUACUCGGAAAAAAGCAAAAUGAAUUUGGACCAUCAGGCAGACUGUUUGUGCACGAGUGGGCCCAUCUCCGCUGGGGCGUGUUUGAUGAGUACAAUGAUGAUGAGCCUUUCUACAGCGCGAAGUCAAAGAAAAUUGAAGCGACAAGGUGCUCAACAGGUAUUACUGGUAUAAACAGAGUUCAUAAGUGUCAAGGAGGCAGCUGUGCAACCAAGCCAUGCAGAAUUGAUUCUACUACAAAACUAUAUGAAAAAGAUUGUCAAUUCUUCCCUGAUAAAUAUCAAACUGAAAAGACAUCCAUAAUGUUUAUGCAAGGCAUUGAUUCUGUUGCUGAGUUCUGUAAUGAAAAAAACCAUAACCGAGAAGCUCCAAGCCUACAGAAUAAAAAGUGCGGUUCCAGAAGCACCUGGGAGGUGAUCAGCAAUUCCGAGGAUUUUAAUAACACAGAAGUAAUGGUGGCACCACCCCCGGCACCCGUCUUCUCAUUGCUGAAGAUCAGUGAGAGAAUUGCAUGCUUAGUUCUCGAUAAGUCUGGAAGCAUGGCAAGUUAUAACCGCCUGAAUCGAAUGAAUCAAGCAGCAAAGUAUUUCCUCAAGCAGAUUGCUGAAAAUGGAUCCUGGGUGGGGAUGGUGCACUUUGACAGUACUGCCAGCGUCAGAAGUGAUCUAAUCCAAAUAACGGGCAGCAACGAAAGAGACAAGCUCUUGGGUAGCUUACCUACCACUGCUAGUGGAGGCACUUCUAUCUGCUCUGGGAUUCGAACAGCGUUUGAGGUGAUUAGAAAACUUUACUCACACACAGAUGGAUCUGAAAUAGUGCUGCUGACUGAUGGAGAAGAUAACACUGCAAGUGCUUGUGUCAAUGAAGUGAAACAAAGUGGGGCCAUCAUUCAUUUGAUUGCUCUGGGACCAAGUGCUGAUCAAGCAGUCAGAGAGAUGAGCACGGCAACAGGAGGAGAUCAUUUUUUUGCUACAGAUGAAGCCGAGACCAAUGGCCUCAUUGAUGCUUUUGGGGCUCUCACAUCAGGAAACACCGAUAUCUCUCAGCAGUCACUUCAGCUUGAAAGCAAAGGACUGAAACUUAACAGUAAUGACUGGUUGAAUGGCACUGUGAUAAUUGACAGCACCGUGGGAAAGGACACAUUCUUUCUUGUCACAUGGGCCCAACAACGUCCCGAUAUUUCUCUCUUGGAUCCCAGUGGAACACUGAUGGGAAGCUUCACAGUGGAUGCCGUUUCCAAAAUGGCCCAUCUCAGUAUUCCAGGAACUGCAAAGGUGGGUGUUUGGACUUACAGUCUUCAAGCAAAAGCAAACCCAGAAACAUUAACAAUUACAGUAAAUUCCCGGGCAGCAAAUUCUGCUGUGCCCCCAAUCACAGUGAGUGCUAAAAUGAAUAAAGACACAAGCAGCUUCCCCAGCCCAAUGAUUGUCUAUGCAGAAAUUCUACAAGGGUAUAUCCCCGUUCUCGGAGCCAAUGUGACUGCUUUCAUCGAAUCAAAUAACGGGAACAUAAACGUUUUGGAACUUUUGGAUAACGGCGCAGGUGCUGAUUCUAUCAAGAAUGAUGGCGUCUACUCAAGAUAUUUUACGGCUUAUUCAGAAAAUGGCAGAUAUAGCUUAAAAGUACGGGCUCUUGGAGGAGCAGGUGCUGCCACACGAAACUUAAGGCACCCAUUGAAUAGAGCUGCAUAUAUACCAGGCUGGGUCGUGAAUGGGACAAUUGAAGAGAAUCCACCAAGACCUGAAAUUGAUGAAAACACUCAGACAAAUUUGGAGAGUUUCACCAGAACAGCAAUAGGAGGUGCAUUUGUGGUUUCAAAUGUUCCAAGUGGCCCCUUGCCUGACCUCUACCCACCGAGUCAAAUCACAGACCUGGAGGCCACCUCAGAUGAGGAUGAGAUCAGGAUAACGUGGACGGCACCGGGAGACGAUUUUGAUGUUGGAACAGCUGAACAGUAUAUCAUAAGAAUAAGUGGAAGUCUCUUGGAUCUAAGGGAUAAUUUUGACGACGCUCUGCAAAUAAACACUUCUGAUCUGUUACCAAGCGAGGCCAACACCAAGGAAAGCUUUGCAUUCAAACCAGGAAAUCUCUCAGAAGAAAAUGCAACCCACAUAUUCAUUGCCAUUCAAAGUGUGGAUAAGAGCAACUUGACAUCGAAAGUAUCCAACAUUGCACAAGUAGCUCUGUUUACUCCCGAAGCAGAUUACACUCCUGACGACAGUCAUCCAGAUCCUGGUCCUGAUAACCCUAAAUCCGGAGUCAGCAUCUCUACCUUGGUGCUGAUAGUGGUUGGCUCUGUAGUAAUUGUGAGCCUGAUUUUAAGUGUCACCAUCUGCGUCUUAAACAAGAAUAGAAAUACGAGAAGACCUAGAACAGGGUUUUAAAAAACAUCAACAACAAAAGUAGAGGAUGU